Fusarium pseudograminearum CS3096 is the source of this 321-nucleotide messenger RNA. RefSeq lists its product as uncharacterized. The transcript has a single exon. Bases 1 to 321 code for a protein of 106 amino acids. NCBI's taxonomy places the organism in Eukaryota, Fungi, Ascomycota, Sordariomycetes, Hypocreales, Nectriaceae. The record is from RefSeq and is a predicted model, not a curated record.
AUGUGCCCUCCAGCAGGUCAAGUAGGUGUCCCGGAGCAAGAUCCGGUGGACAAGGACGACAACUGCCUGUACAUCAUUACCAAAUCUUCUUCCAAGUCUGAGUCCCUGCAACACGCUACGGACGUCUGCAAGAUGACUAUGUGUACUUUGGCUUCUCAUCGCUAUAGCAGAGGACGAAAGCUGGAAGUUCAGUGGUGCGGCUAUACUGCAGCGAAGGCUACCAUAGAGCCAUUCAUGAAGGUGUGGGAAUGCCGUAAGGCGAGUCUUCAAUUCACUAGCAGCCAAACAGUCAAGCUAGUCGAUCAAGGGCGACGGUCCUGA